Molecule: messenger RNA, 4502 nt
Organism: Telopea speciosissima
Lineage: Eukaryota; Viridiplantae; Streptophyta; Magnoliopsida; Proteales; Proteaceae
Product: probable phospholipid-transporting ATPase 8
Exons: 11
Coding region: 301-3888 (1195 amino acids)
Biological process (GO): phospholipid translocation
Cellular component (GO): plasma membrane
Molecular function (GO): ATP hydrolysis activity; ATP binding; ATPase-coupled intramembrane lipid carrier activity
Source: RefSeq, a predicted model, not a curated record
UCUUGUACUGUUGUUUCUUUUUUAAAGGCCUCAAUGAUCUCUUCAUGAAAGUGAAUACUUUAGUUUCUCUUAGUUGUUUAGGGAAUUGGCGUUUUUGUCAACAAUUGAUGUUCAAACGGGUGUUUCAUCUAGCGUACUUUUUGUCCGCCUGACAUCCCUUUCCAAUCCUCUUAAUUUUCUACGGAUCAUAUUCUGAAAUGGAGGAGACAUGGCAAUGGAAAUUUGAGAGGAGAUUGAUGGUUCUUCUCCAUUAGCAGAACAAGGAAUUAAGCACCAUUUCUUAUCAGUGGGGAGCAGAAAAUGCGGGGUGGCCGGAGGAGAGGGAUACUCUUUAGCAAACUCUACUCGUUUUCGUGCAUCCGUUCUUCGACUGAGGAUGAUCAUUCCCUGAGAGGGCAGAGAGGUUACUCGAGAGUGGUCUACUGUAACGACCCUGAAAACCCUGAAGCAUUACAGCUUAACUACAGGGGAAACUAUGUAUCCACCACCAAGUAUACGGCAGCUAAUUUCAUCCCCAAGUCUUUGUUUGAGCAGUUUAGAAGGGUUGCAAACCUAUACUUUCUUGUGGUAGCUUGUGUUUCCUUUAGUCCUUUGGCGCCUUACCGGGCUGGUAGCAUUGUUGUACCUCUUGUGAUAGUGAUUGGAGCUACGAUGGCCAAGGAGGCUGUCGAAGACUGGAGGCGCAGGAAGCAGGAUAUAGAGGCAAAUAAUCGAAAGGUCAAAGUGUAUGAAAAGGAUCAUACCUUUCAUGAAACUAGGUGGAAGAAUCUCCAGGUUGGAGAUCUUGUCAUGGUGGAGAAAGAUGAAUUCUUUCCUGCUGAUCUGCUUCUGCUUUCUUCAAGUUAUGAUGAUGGGAUUUGUUAUGUUGAGACCAUGAACCUUGAUGGUGAGACGAAUUUAAAAGUCAAGCAGAGUUUGGAGGCAACAGCUGCUCUGCAUGAUGAGUACUUCCGGAAAUUUAAAGCAGUUGUGAAAUGUGAGGACCCAAAUGAACACUUGUAUUCCUUCAUAGGAAGUUUGUACUAUGAUGGCAAACAGUAUUCUCUUUCGCCUCAGCAAAUUCUUCUGAGAGAUUCAAAGCUUCGAAACACUGAAUACAUCUAUGGAGUGGUCAUUUUUACUGGUCAUGACACAAAAGUAAUGCAGAAUGCUACAGAUCCUCCUUCAAAGAGGAGUAAGGUUGAAAGGAAAAUGGAUAAGAUAAUCUAUUUCCUUUUCGGUGUCCUGGUUUUGAUUUCUUCUGUUGGAUCUGUUUUUUUCGGUGUUCAAACUAAGAAUGAUAUUAGUGGAGGAAGGUAUAAAAGGUGGUAUCUUAGACCAGAUUCUACAACUGUAUUUUUUGACCCAAGAAGAGCUUCUUUUGCAGCAUUUUUCCAUUUCUUGACGGGUCUUAUGUUGUAUGGAUAUUUGAUACCAAUAUCCUUGUAUGUCUCCAUUGAAAUUGUGAAGGUUUUACAGACCAUAUUUAUUAACCAAGACCAGGAUAUGUAUUAUGAGGAAACAGAUAGGCCAGCCCGUGCUCGCACUUCAAAUUUGAAUGAGGAACUUGGUCAGGUAGAUACUAUACUGUCUGACAAAACUGGUACUUUAACAUGCAACUCUAUGGAGUUCGUUAAAUGCUCCAUAGCUGGUAUCGCUUAUGGCCGUGGUAUUACUGAAGUGGAGCAGGCUAUCACAAGAAGGAAAAAAGAUGGUGCUCUUGAAUCUGUUGACGCUUCGUCUGGUAUAGAGAAGCAUAGUGGCAAUAUUGUGGACUCAAGAAAGUCAAUCAAGGGUUUCAACUUCAUGGACGAACGUCUCAUGGAAGGGAGGUGGAUGAAUGAACCUCAUGCUGAUGUCAUACAGAAAUUCUUUCGUGUGUUAGCUAUCUGCCAUACUGCCAUUCCUGAUGUGAAUAAGCAGUCAGGUGAAAUUUCUUAUGAAGCCGAGUCACCAGAUGAAGCUGCGUUUGUCAUAGCUGCAAAGGAGCUUGGCUUUGAAUUCUAUGAAAGGACACAGAAUAGGAUAAAGUUGCAUGAAUUAGAUCCUAAGACUGGAAAAAAGGUUGAUAGAUCGUACGAGCUUCUUCAUGUCAUAGAAUUUAGUAGUUCCCGCAAGCGAAUGUCCGUGAUAGUGAGGAAUGAAGAGAAUCAGUUGUUACUCCUUUGCAAGGGUGCAGACAGUGUAAUGUUUGAAAGGCUCUCAAAUGAUGGGCGGAUAUUUGAGGUAGAGACCAAAGAUCAUAUUAACAUAUAUGCUGCGGCAGGCUUAAGAACCUUGAUAAUUGCAUAUCGUGAACUGGCUGAAGAAGAGUACACAAUGUGGGAAGAGGAGUUCUUAAAGGCCAAAACAUCUGUUUCUGCUGACAGAGAUGCACUGGUAGAUGCUGCAGCAGAUAAGAUUGAAUGGGAUUUGAUACUUCUUGGUGCUACGGCUGUGGAAGACAAACUGCAAAGAGGGGUUCCUGAGUGCAUUGAGAAGCUCUCCCAGGCUGGGGUUAAGAUAUGGGUCUUAACUGGGGACAAGUUGGAAACUGCAGUCAAUAUUGGGUAUGCAUGUAGCUUGCUGAGGGAAGGGAUGAGGCAAAUUGUGAUUACACUAGAUACUCCAGAUAUCAUUGCCUUGGAGAAACAAGGAGACAAGGAAGCCAUUGCAAAGGCUUCUCGUGAGAGUGUGACGAUGCAAAUGCGGGAAGGAAAAUUUCAAGUUGUUUCUUCUAGACAAAGUCGUGUUUCAUCUGCUUUGAUAAUUGAUGGUAAGUCUUUGACUUUUGCUCUUGCGGAGGAUCUAGAGAGCUUGUUUCUGGAGCUUGCAAUCGAUUGUGCAUCUGUUAUUUGCUGUCGUUCCUCACCAAAACAGAAAGCACUUGUUACCAGAUUGGUGAAAAAGUCAACAGGUAAAACAACAUUAGCAAUUGGUGAUGGAGCAAAUGAUGUUGGCAUGCUUCUAGAAGCAGAUAUAGGUGUUGGCAUCAGCGGUGUGGAGGGAAUGCAGGCUGUAAUGGCUAGUGAUUUUGCAAUAGCUCAGUUUCGUUUUCUGGAGCGUCUGUUGCUGGUGCAUGGCCAUUGGUGUUACAGGCGAAUAGCCAUGAUGAUAUGCUACUUUUUCUACAAAGACAUAACAUUUGGUUUAACUUUAUUUUGGUUUGAGGCGUGUGCCUCUUUCUCCGGCCAACCUGCUUAUAAUGAUUGGUACAUGUCCACCUACAAUGUCUUCUUCACUUCCCUUCCUGUAAUUGCGCUUGGUGUCUUUGAUCAGGAUGUUUCAGCACGCCUCUGCCUCAAGUACCCUCUGUUACAUCAAGAAGGUGUACAGAACAUCCUCUUCAGCUGGGCUCGUAUACUUGGUUGGAUGCUUAAUGCGGUUACCAGUUCUGUUAUCAUCUUCUUCUUCACCACCAGCUCAGUCCUUCACCAGGCCUUCCGGAGAGAUGGAAAAGUGGCAGGGUAUGAAGUCCUCGGGGUUUUAAUGUACACUUGUGUUGUGUGGACUGUAAACUGCCAGAUGGCUCUUGCCAUCAACUACUUCACAUGGAUCCAACAUUUUCUCAUCUGGGGUAGCAUUUUCUUGUGGUACAUCUUCUUGGUUAUUUAUGGUUUUCUUCCACCAACGUUUUCUACAACUGCAUACCAUGUCCUCGUGGAAGCUUGUGCGCCGAUUCCUCUCUACUGGUUGAUUAUCUUCUGUGUUGUUGUAUCUGCAUUGGUGCCUUAUUUUUCCUAUAAGGCUUUUCAAAUCCAAUUCUGUCCUACGUACCACAACAAAAUUCAGAGAGCACGAUUAGAAGGCGAAGAGGCUCAAAGUUCUGUUGGGCUCUGUUCUGGGAUUAAAGACAGAAAUUGGAAUUUGAAGGAGAGACGGGGGCGAGAAACUCAUGAAACAGUAGUCUCAUCAACAUGUCUUAUGUAAGGUGCUAAACAAAUGAAGCUUUGAUAUGUUAUUUGAACUUAUAUAUAUUCUCUUCAGAGUGCUGUGAUGCAGAGAAGAUUGGGUCCAUAUCUUAGUGGUGGCUUGGAGUUUUAGACUUUCCUCGGCUAUGGUUCAGGUGUUCUCACUGAAUCCAAGGCACACUGUUCUUGAGAUGGAAGAAUUCCCAGAUGCUGUUUUUGUCAUCACUAAAUGCAUAGGCUAUGAUUUCUUUUCAGGGUAGGAAUGUUACCAUCAGUGUUGAUCAUGAAACAGUGAACCAGGUCCCUUUCCUGCAGGAGGUGUGUUUAAGGAAUAUGGCAAAAUUGUGGGGGAAGUAGUUGCUAGUGUGAAGGUCAGUGGUUAUCUUGUGCCUCAGGAAAGGUAGUCAUUUUGAGAGUUCCCCAAAUUUGUGUGGCUAAUAUGAUAAAACAUUGACAUUUGGUACGGUCCAAGUGCCAGUGGACGGCCACAGCCACACUAUGCGACACAAGUCUUAAGAAGCUAAUCUAACUAUUGAUGCAAGCAGUCACACUUGUUUUGCGUCACAUAUAUGCAUAGGAUUUGAUUUUGUGAGGUAGGGCUAACGAGUUGCUAAUGCUUUGUUACUUCUUGAA